AUGAAAUCACUAAUUUGUUUUCUGGUAAUCGUCUGUUCGGCUUGCAGUAUCAUUGCAUUCAGUGAAGACGGGGAUGCUCAUACGGAAAUUAUACGUUUCGUUAACGAACUGAAUCACGGUGGUACAUAUAAAUAUCACUAUGAGACCUCAAAUGGUAUUACGGCAGAAGAAGAAGGUGAGGGUGGCCAUUAUGCCAAAGGUGGAUUUGCCUACUAUUCAGAUAAUGAAGAAUUAUAUCAAUUAUCAUAUAAGGCCGAUGAACGUGGUUUCCACCCGAGUGCUGAACAUUUGCCAAAACCUCAUCCAAUACCGGAAGCCAUAUUAAAAUCUAUUGAAUAUAUACGCACACAUCCGCAACAAGAAGGAAGAACUGGAGGAGGAGGAUAUUAA
Molecule: messenger RNA, 390 nt
Organism: Musca vetustissima
Lineage: Eukaryota; Metazoa; Arthropoda; Insecta; Diptera; Muscidae
Product: pupal cuticle protein Edg-78E-like
Exons: 2
Coding region: 1-390 (129 amino acids)
Cellular component (GO): chitin-based extracellular matrix
Molecular function (GO): structural constituent of chitin-based larval cuticle
Source: RefSeq, a predicted model, not a curated record